UUGAAUACAUGAUUCUGGCCACGAUCAUCGCCAACUGUGUGGUACUGGCUCUGGAACAGCACUUGCCCAACGGAGACAAGACGCCUAUGGCCAAAAGUUUGGAACAAACCGAGCCGUAUUUCAUUGGGAUCUUUUGCUUUGAGGCUGGGAUUAAAAUCGUAGCUCUUGGAUUUGUGUUCCAUAAAGGAUCAUAUCUUCGGAAUGGUUGGAACGUGAUGGAUUGCAUUGUAGUCCUGAGUGGGCUCCUAGCCACGGCAGCAACACACUUCAACCUGCGGACUCUGAGAGCAGUCCGUGUGCUGCGACCUCUCAAGCUGGUGUCUGGAAUUCCCAGUUUACAGAUUGUGUUGAAGUCCAUCAUGAAGGCAAUGGUCCCUCUGCUCCAGAUUGGCCUGCUCCUCUUCUUCGCCAUCCUCAUGUUCGCCAUCAUUGGUCUGGAGUUCUAUUAUGGUAAACUGCACCAUACCUGCUACACGGAUAAUGCAGCGGCGGAAGAGCUGGAGUUGCAGUUUCCCUGUGGCACACUGGAGCCUGCCCGACUCUGCCCCAAUGGCACCAUGUGUUCAUACUGGAUCGGACCCAACGACGGCAUCACCCAGUUCGAUAACAUCCUGUUUGCACUGCUCACUGUCUUCCAGUGCAUCACCAUGGAGGGAUGGACUACCAUCCUCUACAAUACCGAUGAUGCCUUAGGGGCGAUGUGGAACUGGCUGUACUUCAUCCCGCUCAUCAUCAUUGGCUCAUUCUUUGUGUUGAACCUCGUUCUCGGAGUGCUGUCUGGUGAAUUUGCCAAAGAGCGGGAGAGGGUGGAAAAUAGGCGGUCGUUCCUGAAACUUCGGAGACAGCAACAGAUUGAGCGGGAACUGAAUGGCUAUCGGGCCUGGAUCGACAAAGCAGAGGAAGUGAUGUUACUGGAAGAAAAUAAAAAUGCUGGAGAGAAGUCAGCACUGGAUGUUCUUAGAAGAGCAACAAUCAAAAAAGGGCGAAUGGAAAUGAUUCACACCGAGUCAAGUGAUGACCACUACACUGAAAUAUCUUCUGUGGGGUCCCCGCUGGCAAGGGCGAGCAUCAAGAGCACCAAGUUGCUGGAGGGUUCAUCUUACUUCCGCCGCAAGGAGCGCAUGCUGCGCAUCUCCAUCCGCCACAUGGUCAAGUCCCACGCCUUCUACUGGAUCGUCCUGGGUCUGGUGGCUCUUAACACUGUGUGUGUUGCCAUUGUCCACUAUGACCAGCCUCCAUGGCUCUCCAACUUCCUUUACUAUGCCGAAUUCACCUUUCUGGGUCUCUUUCUCUCCGAGAUGUUUCUAAAGAUGUACGGCUGUGGUCCUCGACUAUAUUUUCACUCCUCCUUCAACUGUUUUGACUGUGGGGUUAUUAUCGGCAGUAUAUUUGACGUGGUAUGGACGGUAAUUCGGCCAGAAACAUCAUUUGGCAUCAGCGUGCUCCGCGCGUUGAGAUUACUCCGAAUUUUCAAGAUCACAAAGUACUGGGCAUCUUUGCGGAACCUUGUAGUUUCCUUAAUGAGCUCGAUGAAAUCCAUCCUCAGCCUCCUGUUCCUCCUCUUCCUCUUCAUUGUUGUGUUCGCUCUGCUGGGAAUGCAGCUGUUUGGUGGUCAAUUCAACUUCGAAGAAGGUACACCUCCAACCAACUUUGACACCUUUACUGCUGCGAUCAUCACUGUGUUUCAGAUCUUGACGGGCGAAGAUUGGAAUGAGGUGAUGUACAACGGAAUAAAAUCGCAAGGAGGCGUCAACUCAGGAAUGUGGUCUUCUGUAUAUUUCAUUGUCCUCACACUCUUUGGAAACUAUACUCUGCUGAACGUAUUUCUGGCAAUCGCAGUUGAUAAUCUGGCUAAUGCUCAGGAGUUGACAAAGGAGGAGCAGGAAGAGGAGGAAGCCAUUAACCAGAAGCACGCCCUGCAGAAGGCCAAGGAGGUCAGCCCCAUGUCAGUCCCAGGGUUUCCCUCAACAGAGAGAGAGUUUCGGAGGCACAAGCACAUGUCCAUCUGGGAGGCCAGAACCAGUCAGCUGAGGAGACGCAUGCAGAUAAGCGGCCGCGAGGCUCUGUUUGCCGAUGCGCUCCAGGGGCUGGAGGGGAGCAGGUAUCGCAGGCACCGCUCCAGGAUCUUCGAGGGCGAAAGUCUCCGGCGUCUCGGCGACCAGCAGGUCGAUCAACUUGGAGGGGGCGGCAAUCGAGAUGCCUUCAAGAGCCGCUCGCUUCGCAACAACUGGCAGCCGACCGGGGCGAACAAGGAAGGUUCCUCGCUGAAACUGAAUGGGGAUCAGGACCACAGGCAGAGCCUGGCACCAGUCCGGAGCGUGGAGGCUGGGGAGAGCUUCAGGAUGGCCGAACCGGUGAGGGCCAAGAGGAGAUACAGGUCUCUCUACAAGGAAGCCAAACUGGGGCUGGAGGAGAGCGCGGAGACCACGCUGAGCCACCGCGUGGGCAAGAGCAAGGAGGAGGGGCUGUUGCAGAGGCUGCCCGAAGAACAGGAGAGCAGCCAGACAACUCCCGGCCCCGAGGAGAGGGAUGCUGAGCAACAGAUGGCCUUCUCCUGGCAAGGGCGGCCACAUACAAGCACAAAUCGGAAUCUUGAUUCGGACACAAGCCUAAUGGGUAAGCAGCUGGAAAAGGCCAGCACCAGGGGGACCGAGAGUGGAAAAGUGGACAGCGCAAAGAACAGCAAGCAGGUCAAUGAACAAACCAGCCUGUUAAACUUGCAGCUGGAUCUGCAAAUCACUCAACCUUCUAGAGGAGAGAAGGACCUGACCACCAGUCCCAGGGACAUAGACCAGGACAAGACUCGGGAACAGACAGAGAUUGAUGUAGACUGCGAGAACACAGAGACACCCAUGGAUUCCCUUGUCACACCAGGAAACACAUGCAGCAGCAGUAGUUCAGUGAAAGACGAAGAGAAAAAGUCCAAGUCGAUUAUGCCAUACAGCUCCAUGUUCCUUUUCAGCACAACCAAUCCGGUUCGCCGGGCAUGCCACUUCAUUGUCAACCUACGCUACUUUGAGAUGAGUAUCCUCCUGGUGAUCGCAGCCAGCAGCGUAGCUCUAGCAGCAGAGGAUCCCAUCAACAAAGACUCCUCUCGGAAUCACGUGCUCAGGUAUUUCGAUUAUGUGUUCACAGGAGUUUUCACCUUUGAAAUGGUGAUUAAGAUGAUAGACAUUGGUUUGAUUUUCCAUGAAGGCUCGUAUUUCCGUGACGUUUGGAACAUUCUGGAUUUCAUCGUAGUGAGUGGAGCACUGGUUGCAUUUGUGUUCACGAAUCUCAUUGGGGGAUCCAGUGGGAAGGACAUCAACACCAUCAAGUCCCUGCGUGUUCUUCGUGUUUUACGGCCAUUAAAGACCAUCAAGCGACUCCCAAAACUGAAGGCAGUGUUCGACUGCGUGGUGACAUCACUGAAGAACGUGUUUAACAUUCUGAUAGUCUACAAACUCUUCAUGUUCAUCUUCGCAGUGAUCGCCGUGCAGCUCUUCAAGGGCAAGUUUUUCUACUGCACAGAUAGCAGCAAGAUGACCAAACAGGAAUGCAGAGGCCAGUUUGUGCUGUAUGAGACAGAGAAUAAAAUUGUUGAUCGAGAAUGGAAACGCUACGACUUUCAUUAUGAUAAUGUUGUCUGGGCUCUACUGACACUGUUCACUGUCUCCACUGGAGAGGGCUGGCCACAGGUGCUGCAGCAUUCCGUGGAUGUGACGGAGGCUGAUCAAGGACCCAUCCCAGGGAACAGGAUGGAAAUGGCCAUCUUCUACGUUGUAUAUUUUGUCGUAUUCCCCUUCUUUUUCGUCAAUAUCUUUGUGGCCUUGAUAAUCAUCACCUUCCAGGAGCAAGGAGACAAGAUGCUGGAGGAGAGCAGCCUGGAGAAAAACGAGAGAGCGUGUAUCGAUUUUGCCAUCAGUGCCAAGCCCCUGACAAGAUACAUGCCGCAGAACCGGCAGACCUUCCAAUACAGAGUUUGGCACUUCGUGGUGUCGCCUUCGUUCGAGUACACCAUCCUGACCAUGAUUGCCCUCAACACUGUGGUCCUCAUGAUGAAGCAUCAUUCUCCUCCGCCGGGCUUCGUGAGUGUGCUAAAGCUGAUGAACAUUGCCUUCACUAUCACUUUCACACUCGAGUGUAUCCUCAAAAUCAUUGCCUUUGGAUUCCUGAACUACUUCCGAGACUCCUGGAACGUGUUUGACUUUGUGACGGUCGUGGGCAGCAUCAGUGAAAUUAUUGUGACAGAAUGCAAUCUGAAGUUUGUAAACCUGAGCUUCCUGAAGCUGUUCCGUGCCGCCCGGCUCAUCAAGCUGCUGCGUCAAGGUUACACCAUCCGCAUCCUCCUCUGGACCUUCGUGCAGUCCUUCAAGGCUCUUCCAUACGUCUGCCUCCUGAUUGCAAUGCUGUUCUUCAUUUAUGCCAUCAUCGGCAUGCAGCUUUUUGGAAAUAUCGGCCUGGAUGACCAUACCCCCAUCAAUCGACACAACAACUUCCACACCUUCUUCAAUGCGUUGACGCUGCUGUUUCGGAGUGCGACGGGGGAGUCGUGGCAGGAGAUCAUGCUGGCUUGCCUGAGUGGGAAGGAGUGUGAGGGGACCAGGGAGCCCAGCUGCGGCACAGACGUCGCCUACUUUUACUUCGUCUCCUUCAUAUUCCUCUGCUCAUUUCUUAUGCUGAACCUGUUUGUGGCGGUCAUCAUGGAUAACUUUGAGUAUCUGACGCGGGAUUCUUCCAUCCUGGGCCCACACCACUUGGACGAGUUUGUGCGGGUCUGGGCAGAGUACGAUCGGGCUGCGUGCGGCCGAAUCCAUUACACUGACAUGUAUCAAAUGCUGACCCUCAUGUCUCCACCGUUGGGUCUGGGGAAGAAAUGUCCUUCGAAAGUUGCUUACAAGAGACUGGUACUGAUGAAUAUGCCUGUCAGCGAGGACAAGACUGUUCACUUCACCUCCACGCUCAUGGGCUUGAUCAGAACCGCACUUCAAAUCAAGCUGGCCAGAGGUGGGGCAGACAAGCAGCAGCUGGAUGCGGAGCUGCGCAAGGAGAUCAUGACAAUUUGGCCGCACCUCUCGCAGAAGACACUGGACCUCCUGGUUCCCAUGUACACAUAUGCGGACUUAACAGUUGGGAAAAUCUAUGCUGCCAUGAUGAUCAUGGAUUACUACAAACAGAGUAAAAAUAAAAAGUAUCAGAUGCUGCAGGAAGAGCAGAGCCGAACACCCAUGUUCCAGCGGAUGGAAGCUUCCACUCUGCCUCCGCAGAUUAUCUCCAGCACUAAGGGUCUGCCCUUUCUGCAGGCGGACAGAGGACCUGACUUGGAUAGCAGGAGUGAAUUUGCCCCCUUGGUACCUUUACCCCCAGUCAUGUUCCAGCAAGGCCGAACUUCAGGUCAAGGGGAAGAAAUCCACAACCAACGGCCAAAGGAACUAAAGAAAGUUAAGGUGGAAUAUCCUCAUUAUGGUCACUAUCUCCCCAUUGAAAACCAGGGCCGGGCAGUGUCCAUGCCUCGACUGGAAACUGAGUCUGAGUCUGCGGAAGACCCAAGCCCAAUGAAGCGAUCCUUCUCCACAUUUGCUGCCAACCAGUCAGACAGCAGCUGGCUCAAUGAAUACUCACUGGAGAGAGCUGGUCCCGAAGAUCUCUACCAAAAAUGGAGCCGAAGACCUCUGAGGUCGUCCAGCAGAUCCUCAAAUGCAGGCAGCCGCGAGCGAGGCCGUUCCAAGGAGCGAAAGCACCUGCUGUCACCGGAGAGAUCCCUGUGCAACUCAAGCGAGCGGGCUCAGCACCUGCAACACAGGUGCCACGACCAGAGGCUGUCCCGCUCUCCCAGCCCAGGCCAUUCACACUGUCUGCGGGAACAGGUUAACAGUUCAGUGAGUGAGAGCCCGAUGCCAUGCACGUCUGCAGCCAGCACGCCCAAGCAGGGACGGAGACAGCUCCCGCAAACGCCCACCACCCCACGGCCGCACAUCUCCUACUCGCCCGUGGCGCAGUGCCCCGACACCCUGGCGCCCUCCUCCGUGCAGGCCAGCCCGAGGAGCAGGGAGGCUCGCUACCAGUCGCUGCGGAUCCAGCCCAGCAAGACCCUGUGGAGCGAGUCGCCUGGCCUGAGCAAGAAGAGCGAGAGCCAGCACUCGACGCCGCUGCGCUACAUCUCGGAGCCAUCGUUGACCCUGCACGACGAGCUGGGCAGCCUGGACCAGGCGCUGGGCGAGGAGACACUCACCUUCGAGGCAGCCGUGGCCACCAGCCUCGGGAGGUCCCACACCAUCUCCUCCGCCCCACCCAUCAGACACCCCUGGCAGCUGCCCAACGGCAGCUACCGCAGCCGGGCGGCGCGGUGCGGAGCCACCACUCUCGCCGACCCCUUCACCGACACCGACGAGGAUGACAAGUGCUAGACCAGGCGAGGAGGCAUGAUGUGGGGGGUGGGGGGGGGGACGGACAGGACAGGGGGCGGGAGAGGAAGCAGCGUGGGGGCACAUGGAUACGUCUGUGGCAUCCUUUCCACAUGCCUCCAGUUGAAGUGGACAGAUGUUGCUGGAGCACAGUCUCCAAAUGUGGCAGGUGAAGGAUCUGCCUCCCCGCCAGCCCCACUGAGCCACAACGAGCAUCAACGAGACAAGGUCCGUGUUGACAUCGACCGGCCUCGCUUGGA
Amblyraja radiata (thorny skate) is the source of this 6643-nucleotide messenger RNA. RefSeq names its product probable voltage-dependent R-type calcium channel subunit alpha-1E. Lineage: Eukaryota; Metazoa; Chordata; Chondrichthyes; Rajiformes; Rajidae. Gene Ontology annotation, cellular component: membrane; voltage-gated calcium channel complex; neuronal cell body. The record is from RefSeq and is a predicted model, not a curated record. Gene Ontology annotation, biological process: chemical synaptic transmission; calcium ion import across plasma membrane. The transcript has 46 exons. The coding region runs from base 9 to 6386 and encodes 2125 amino acids. Gene Ontology annotation, molecular function: high voltage-gated calcium channel activity; calcium ion binding.